UGUAAGUAGGAAAGGGAAAGAAGAAUGUCCCUCAUUGGGCCUCUUCUUUUGGGCCCGUGCUUCCUAGAGUCAAACGUCAAGCUGGUAUUUCCUUGGUGCUAAGAGAGCAACCACCACUCUGAGGCAGAGACGGGAUGGGACCUAGCCAAAGUCCCAAUAAACAAACUGUAUCUUGUAAGCGCGAUUUAAUUAGGGUCAAACUACUCUGUAUGGACUUGCUUUUUCGACUUCUAAGGAUUUAGUAGUCAUGAUCAAGUGUUCCAGUCACGCUACUGCGGUCUACAAACAGUAGCUCCACAACAUCCGCCCGCAUCGUGGCAAAGAAUUACCAAGAAAUCCCCAAGGGGGCGGUGAGGCGCUACCGAGGAGCGGCCGGUCAGCCAGGUCGCGAGGUCCCAGUCUGGUGAAAAGCUCCGUUGCCCACCCUGAGGGGUUCGCGGAAGGAAGCUGGCAGUAUCGCUGCACCUUCGAGACGCUACGGCCGAGGCUCCUAGCUCAAGCUUCUGGCAGUAAGGCCUGUGUGCCUUGCAUUCGGGGAGGCCACUUCUCAGUCACCAGCUUCCUGGCCACCACUUGGGGGCGUCGUAGGGAUGUGGGCAGCUACGUUUGCCGCACGGCUCCGACUAAACUGAAAAACGAAUCCUCAAAUUUGACAAAAGUUAACUAAGAAGGCACUUUCCUCCUCUCACCCUGACGUCCCAAAAGUUUCCUUUUUAGGGGUCAGGGCCUACAGUGGGCGAGGAGAAACGAGGUAUCUACCCACUGCACCAAACAGUACUCGUACGUCACCGCCUUUCGACUUGGAGCUGACCAGUAUCCCGGCGUCCUCUCGGCCGACGCUGCGGUCUGAAGCCACUCUGGCCUGCAGCCGACGUCUCUAUGGUUCCGACCGAGGGGAGGAGGAGAGGGGCGGGGCCGCUGUUCGAGCUGCUGCUUGUUUGAACUCAGAGAACCCGGGGGUGCUGGAAAUGUAAACAAGAAUAGACUGUUCAUUCCUGAUGGCUUUUAGUCUAUACUAACAUAUUGUUUGUCAUGGCAUCUGAGACUGAAAAGACCCAUGCUUUACUGCAGACUUGUAGCACUGAAUCUCUUAUUUCCAGCCUUGGUCUGGGGGUAUUUUGCCUCAUAGCUGACAGACUUCUUCAGUUUUCUACAAUUCAGCAAAAUGACUGGCUUCGUGCUCUCUCAGAUAAUGCCGUACAUUGUGUAAUUGGCAUGUGGUCAUGGGCAGUAGUCAUUGGAAUAAAGAAGAAGACUGACUUCGGAGAAAUCAUUUUAGCUGGAUUUUUAGCCUCUGUUAUUGAUGUCGACCACUUUUUUCUAGCUGGAUCCAUGUCUUUAAAGGCUGCUUUGACUCUUCCGCGAAGACCUUUCCUUCACUGUUCUACUGUGAUACCUGUUGUAGUUCUGACCCUGAAAUUUACUAUGCACCUUUUCAAGCUCAAAGACUCAUGGUGCUUUCUUCCUUGGAUGUUAUUUAUAUCCUGGACUUCACACCAUAUCCGCGAUGGGAUUCGUCAUGGUUUGUGGAUAUGCCCAUUUGGAAAAACUUCUCCUUUGCCAUUCUGGCUUUAUGUAAUAAUCACAUCAUCUUUACCUCACAUCUGUUCAUUCGUUAUGUAUUUAACAGGAACCAGACAAAUGAUGUCUUCAAAACAUGGAGUUCGUAUUGACGUCUGAGGUCACCACACGGCAGUCUUACAGAAGCAAAUGGCUCAGAUGAUGAUAAUUAAGAGUAGCCAACAUUAAAGUUAAUUUUUAAAAACACAGUUAAGUGUUUAUAUUAUUUAAUUAUUCUAAUUCUGGAAUCCUCUUGCUCAGGAAGCAUGUACAACUUUUUUAAAAAUUAUACUUGUUAUUAUUGUACUUCUCUCUUCUAUGACAACUCUAGUACAAUAUUAGAGUUUCAUUUAUUCCACAAUAUGUUUUUAUUGUUUUUUUCUGUUUAUCUGGUUUUACUAGUAGUUCUGUUAGAGUAACAUCCUGUUCAUUUUCUGGAAAUAUACCUGGAAUUUAGUCCAUUUCCUAGUGAAAAACAGUUCAAAUUUUAGGGUAACUAAUUUGUAAAGAGUUAACAUUAUAUUUGGAUCCACAUUUUCUUGAGAUAUUGAAAUAGUGAAAUCGCCAAAUAAAUAUCAAUCAUUUAUACAAAUGUAUAGUUAAUGCUAACAUGUAUUUAUUUUCAUAUAUGUUGAUCCUGACUGAAAUUUAAUUUGCAGAAUGCUUUAUGAGUUAUGAUUGCUGGCAAAAUCUUCAGAGCACUUGUGACACAUCAUUAUAAUAUCCGGUAGCUAACAUUAGAUCUAGCUUAUUAUUUCAGAAGUUAAUUUAGGAAAUUAUUAAAACAUGUUGACUAUAGUAACACUUUACUGAAUUAGUAUUUUUUUAGUAUCUCUAGCCUAAAAUCUCAUGUGUUGUGUGUGUGUGU
Messenger RNA from Piliocolobus tephrosceles (Ugandan red Colobus), 2428 nucleotides. It is a transcript of the gene TMEM267, whose product is annotated as transmembrane protein 267. The record is from RefSeq and is a predicted model, not a curated record. The transcript has 3 exons. Bases 1033 to 1680 code for a protein of 215 amino acids. NCBI's taxonomy places the organism in Eukaryota, Metazoa, Chordata, Mammalia, Primates, Cercopithecidae.